UUCUCGUCUCGUCUCGUCUCGUCGGCGUUGCUGCUCUCCCUCCCGUUCGUCUCCUCCGCCCUCCUCGCGCGGGCUCGCCGGCCGCCUCCGCCGAUCUCCCGCCGCCCUGCUGUGUCCCGCUGCAUCCUCACCAGUGCGGUGAACUACAAAGAUGGUACAUUGGGCUGGUCCUCCUCCGCCAGUAAAGGCCCCUGAAAAGAUCACAGAAGUAGCCAGUAAGACUACAUAUGAUUCCGCAAUGGUCGAGCAAAAGACAAGACCGCAUGCCAUCGAGCGCCACAGGUCGUGUGAAGUGAGUCAAGUGGUAUUUUCUGAGGUAGAAAAUCGUCAUCAACACCAAACCCUCGAGCCCACUAAAAGCCCAAUAUCUGGGUGUUCUGCUCCAGUGGAAUCAACUACAGAUACCAACGCAGUACACAAGAACACGGUUGCAGAUGCUGCUUGGGAGGCCCUAAAGAAAUCAAUGGUUCACUUCAGAGGCCAACCAAUUGGAACUGUUGCUGCAAUAGACAAGUCUCAGGGAGCACUCAACUAUGACCAGGUUUUCAUGAGGGAUUUUAUUCCUAGUGCAUUGGCUUUCUUGAUGAAAGGAGAACCAACAAUUGUGAAGAAUUUUCUGUUAGAGACUGCUCGCCUUCAACUAAGAGAGAAGAUGGUUGACCUCUUUAAGCUUGGUCAGGGUGUGAUGCCAGCAAGUUUCAAAGUGCACCACUGCAACUCUAAGCACAAAACUGAAAGUCUGCUUGCUGAUUUUGGUGAAACUGCCAUCGGAAGGGUUGCUCCUGUGGACUCUGGCUUAUGGUGGAUUAUUCUUCUUCGUGCUUAUACCAUAUGGACAAGGGACAAUUCUCUGGCUGAAAGUCCUGAAUGCCAAAGGGCAAUGCGCCUUAUCCUGAAAUUGUGUCUGUCUGAAGGGUUUGAUACGUCUCCAGCUUUGCUUUGUGCUGAUGGUUGUUCCAUGGUCGAUCGAAGAAUGGGUAUAUAUGGCUAUCCGAUUGAAAUCCAAGCUCUGUUUUUCAUGGCUCUGAGAUGUGCCAUAACUUUGCUGAAAGAAAAUCACAACGACGACUUUGUGUACCAAAUAUCAAAGAGAAUCGAAGCUUUGAGCUACCAUCUGCACACUUACUACUGGCUUGACUUCCAGAGGCUGAACGAGAUAUACCGCUACAAGACAGAGGAGUACUCAGAGACAGCUCUGAACAAGUUCAACGUGAUACCAGAAUCAAUCCCCGACUGGAUAUUCGACUUCAUGCCGAGUCGCGGCGGGUACUUCAUCGGCAACCUCAGCCCUGCGAGGAUGGACUUCCGCUGGUUCUGCCUCGGCAACUUCAUCGCGAUCCUCUCGUCAUUGGCAAGCGGCGAACAGGCUGAAGCAAUCCUGGACCUUGUGGAGGAGCGCUGGGAGGAGCUCAUCGGAGAGAUGCCCAUGAAGGUGUGUUACCCCGCUAUGGAGAACCAGGAGUGGCAGAUCGUCACCGGGUGCGACCCCAAGAACACCAGAUGGAGCUACCACAACGGAGGAUCAUGGCCAGUGUUGCUGUGGCUACUGGUGGCGGUGAGCGUGAAGCUGGGGAGGCCGCACAUCGCGCGGCGAGCGGUGGAGGCUACGGAGAAGCGGCUGGUGAAGGACGAGUUCCCGGAGUACUACGACGGGAAGGCCGGGAGGUACGUGGGGAAGCAGGCGCGCAAGUUCCAGACGUGGUCCGUCGCCGGCUACCUGGUCGCCAAGAUGCUGCUCGACGACCCCUCCAACCUCCGCGCCGUCUCCCUCGCCGACGACGGCCACGCCCGCUUCCCCGUCCUCAAGCGGAGCAACUCCUUCCCGUGAUGAUGCAUCUUCACGUGCUUGCCCCACACGGAGAUGCUAACCACCCUUGCAUAUAAAUAUAGGCACGUACGUACGUACUCCGGUAAUCAAGGCUGUUAACUCACUGUUCAUAUCGUACUGUACUUGGUAGUAAUGUUGUUGUCAGGAUGAGGAUUAGGGUAUUCACCGGACGCCCCUCGCUGGUGGAUAUUUUGGUAGCUCGCGCACAGGUCACUACACAAACCGGCGGUUGGAAAUGGAGUUUUGAUCGGAAUGUUGGACAGAAAAGCUCAUGGUUAGACCUGGAUGACUUUUGAUGAUUGUGGAUUAAUGGUGCAUCCACCACAUUGCUGACACUCAUUUGAGUAUGUCGGUUUCUUAUCAACUCAUUUGUUUCUUGCCGAU
Oryza brachyantha (malo sina) is the source of this 2212-nucleotide messenger RNA. RefSeq names its product probable alkaline/neutral invertase F. Gene Ontology annotation, molecular function: sucrose alpha-glucosidase activity; endo-alpha-N-acetylgalactosaminidase activity. The record is from RefSeq and is a predicted model, not a curated record. The coding region runs from base 152 to 1828 and encodes 558 amino acids. The transcript is spliced from 5 exons. Lineage: Eukaryota; Viridiplantae; Streptophyta; Magnoliopsida; Poales; Poaceae. Gene Ontology annotation, biological process: sucrose catabolic process.